Coffea eugenioides is the source of this 497-nucleotide messenger RNA. Its product is annotated as 60S ribosomal protein L13a-2-like. Lineage: Eukaryota; Viridiplantae; Streptophyta; Magnoliopsida; Gentianales; Rubiaceae. Gene Ontology annotation, biological process: translation. The transcript has 2 exons. Bases 36 to 332 code for a protein of 98 amino acids. The record is from RefSeq and is a predicted model, not a curated record. Gene Ontology annotation, cellular component: ribosome. Gene Ontology annotation, molecular function: structural constituent of ribosome.
AGGGAGUACCUCCGCCUUAUGAUAAAACCAAGAGGAUGGUUAUCCCUGAUGCUCUCAAGGUUUUGAGGCUCCAGGCUGGUCACAAGUACUGUUUGCUGGGUCGGCUAUCGUCUGAAGUUGGGUGGAACUACGCUGAUACAAUCAGGGAGCUAGAGGCUAAGAGAAAGAAGAGGGACUUGGCGGAGGAAUUGAAGCUCGCCGCACGCUCACGGAACCCACCAUCAUCGCCCGUGGAUCUUCAUCGUCAAGAGCUCUAUAUAUUGCUCAUUUUGGAGGUUUCGAAGAAGAUUAGCAGUACGGCUUACAUGUCGGCUCAAAAACUGUGGUUAUAGUGCUGUCUUAAGUUUAGAAAAUGUUUCAGAAGCGUAGGAAAUGUUUUGGGAGGAAUAUGUUUUUUAGUGCAGCCUUGACGUAUAUGAGUAGUAUUUGUUCUACUCAAACUUAUGAAACUAUUUGUACUAUGAUGUUGCACUUAUUUAUGACAUUUGAAUAUUUAA